This is a messenger RNA of Diceros bicornis minor, 5015 nucleotides long. RefSeq names its product neuroligin 2 (gene NLGN2). Gene Ontology annotation, cellular component: cell surface; postsynaptic specialization membrane; synapse. The coding region runs from base 397 to 2904 and encodes 835 amino acids. The record is from RefSeq and is a predicted model, not a curated record. The transcript has 7 exons. Gene Ontology annotation, biological process: postsynaptic membrane assembly; neuron cell-cell adhesion; presynaptic membrane assembly. Gene Ontology annotation, molecular function: neurexin family protein binding; signaling receptor activity. NCBI's taxonomy places the organism in Eukaryota, Metazoa, Chordata, Mammalia, Perissodactyla, Rhinocerotidae.
UCAAAUCACUAACCACUUGUCUCUUCUGUUUCCUCUUUCCUCUCUGUCUGCCCCGUCCAAUUUUCCUUCCCUUCUCCCACCUCUCCUCUGUAUUUUUCUGUCCAUCUGUCUGUCUGUCUGAAUCUUGCAUACCGUGUCCCUCCUCCCCGAAGAUCGGGCCUGCCUUCACCUUCUCCCACUUCCUUCCCCUUCCCCACCCCUUGCCCCCUCCAUGGAGAGGAAUAGAUCUCUCCUCUGUCCAGUCUAACCCAGGGCCCUCCCCAACCCCCUCCUCCCUCCUUUCCCCCACCCCCUCCUCCCUCCUGGGGCGAGGGGGGCCUCCCUCCCUUCCCCCCCUUCUCUCUCUCUCCGAGGGGGGGGGGUCCCAGGGAGGGAGGGGGGGGUCCCCCGAUCAGCAUGUGGCUCCUGGCGCUGUGUCUGGUGGGGCUGGCGGGGGCUCAGCGGGGGGGAGGGGGUCCUGGCGGCGGCGUCCCGGGCGGCCCGAGCCUGGGCCUCAGCAGCCUCGGGGAGGAGCGCUUCCCAGUGGUGAACACGGCCUACGGGCGAGUGCGCGGUGUGCGGCGUGAGCUCAACAACGAGAUCCUGGGCCCAGUCGUGCAAUUCUUGGGUGUGCCCUACGCUACGCCACCCCUCGGCGCCCGCCGCUUCCAGCCGCCCGAGGCCCCCGCCUCGUGGCCCGGCGUGCGCAACGCCACCACCCUGCCGCCCGCCUGCCCGCAGAACCUGCACGGGGCGCUGCCCGCCAUCAUGCUGCCUGUGUGGUUCACCGACAACUUGGAGGCGGCCGCCACCUACGUGCAGAACCAGAGUGAGGACUGCCUAUACCUCAACCUCUACGUGCCCACCGAGGACGGUCCGCUCACAAAAAAACGUGACGAGGCGACGCUCAAUCCGCCAGACACAGAUAUCCGGGACUCUGGGAAGAAGCCUGUGAUGCUCUUUCUGCACGGCGGCUCCUACAUGGAGGGCACUGGGAACAUGUUCGAUGGCUCCGUCCUGGCUGCCUAUGGCAACGUCAUUGUAGCCACACUCAACUACCGCCUUGGGGUGCUCGGUUUUCUCAGCACUGGGGACCAGGCUGCAAAAGGCAACUACGGACUCCUGGACCAGAUCCAGGCCCUGCGCUGGCUCAGUGAAAACAUUGCCCACUUUGGGGGCGACCCCGAGCGCAUCACCAUCUUUGGGUCUGGGGCAGGGGCCUCUUGUGUCAACCUUCUGAUCCUCUCCCAUCAUUCAGAAGGGCUGUUCCAGAAGGCCAUCGCCCAAAGUGGCACUGCCAUUUCCAGCUGGUCUGUCAACUACCAGCCGCUUAAGUACACGCGGCUGCUGGCGGCCAAGGUGGGCUGUGACCGGGAGGACAGUGCUGAAGCUGUGGAGUGUCUGCGCCGGAAGCCUUCCCGGGAGCUGGUGGACCAGGACGUGCAGCCUGCCCGCUACCACAUCGCCUUCGGGCCCGUGGUGGAUGGUGACGUCGUUCCCGAUGACCCUGAGAUCCUCAUGCAGCAGGGAGAAUUCCUCAACUACGACAUGCUCAUCGGUGUCAACCAGGGAGAGGGCCUCAAGUUCGUGGAGGACUCCGCAGAGAGUGAGGACGGUGUGUCCGCCAGCGCCUUCGACUUCACAGUCUCCAACUUUGUGGACAACCUGUAUGGCUACCCGGAGGGCAAGGAUGUGCUGCGGGAGACUAUCAAAUUUAUGUACACGGACUGGGCCGACCGGGACAAUGGCGAGAUGCGGCGCAAGACCCUGCUGGCGCUCUUUACUGACCACCAGUGGGUGGCACCAGCUGUGGCCACCGCCAAGCUGCACGCCGACUACCAGUCUCCUGUCUACUUUUACACCUUCUACCACCACUGCCAGGCUGAGGGCAGGCCCGAGUGGGCAGACGCAGCGCAUGGGGAUGAGCUACCCUACGUCUUCGGUGUGCCCAUGGUGGGUGCCACUGACCUCUUCCCCUGCAACUUCUCCAAGAAUGAUGUCAUGCUCAGCGCCGUGGUCAUGACCUACUGGACCAACUUCGCCAAGACUGGUGACCCCAACCAGCCAGUGCCACAGGACACCAAGUUCAUCCACACCAAGCCCAACCGCUUUGAGGAGGUGGUGUGGAGCAAGUUCAACAGCAAGGAGAAGCAGUACCUGCAUAUCGGCUUGAAGCCCCGCGUGCGUGACAACUACCGCGCCAACAAGGUGGCCUUCUGGCUAGAGCUCGUGCCCCACCUGCACAACCUGCACACGGAGCUCUUCACCACCACCACGCGCCUGCCUCCCUACGCCACUCGCUGGCCGCCUCGCCCACCCCCCGGCGCCCCGGGCACACGCCGGCCCCCACCGCCUGCCACCCUGCCACCGGAGCCUGAGCCCGAGCCCGGCCCCAGGGCCUAUGACCGUUUCCCCGGGGACUCCCGAGACUACUCCACGGAGCUAAGUGUCACUGUGGCUGUGGGCGCCUCCCUCCUCUUCCUCAACAUCCUCGCCUUCGCCGCCCUCUACUACAAGCGGGACCGGCGGCAGGAGCUGCGGUGCAGGCGGCUCAGCCCACCGGGCGGCUCAGGCUCCGGGGUGCCUGGUGGGGGACCCCUGCUCCCGGCCACCGGCCGUGAGCUGCCACCAGAGGAGGAGCUAGUGUCACUACAGCUGAAGCGAGGCGGUGGCAUCGGGGCGGACCCUACCGAAGCCCUACGCCCUGCCUGCCCGCCUGACUACACCCUGGCCCUGCGCCGGGCACCGGACGAUGUGCCUCUCUUGGCCCCCGGGGCCCUGACCCUGCUGCCCAGUGGCCUGGGGCCCCCGCCGCCCCCGCCGCCCCCCUCCCUCCAUCCCUUUGGGCCCUUCCCCCCGCCUCCCCCCACCGCUACCAGCCACAACAACACGCUACCCCACCCCCACUCCACUACUCGGGUAUAGGGGGUGGCCUGGGGGGGCCUCCUCCCCGGCCCUCCCGGCCCGGCGGGAAGUGCCACUCCGAAGGCAGGGAGGAGGACUUGGCCACAGGCUUUUCUCGUGUGGAGCUGCCACACGUCAAGGAGCAUUAGGUGGACGUGGGUUUCCUCCCCGGGAUGCGUGUUUUGCCCAUGCAGAGAGGCCCACUCUCUUCUCUGGACCUGGGCCUCUGUACAAUUGGAGGGCGUUUUGUUUGCCCCCCACUGGGACACCAGUCUUCGGUGUGUGGAAACGUGGGAGCAUUUUCCCAUGCGGAGGUGUGCUUUCUCACAAGGGGGUGUGUUUUCCCAUGUGCAGGGUGAGGUUUUUUUUUGCCGCCCUGGACACAUGUUGGCCCCCUCAAAGAGUUUCUGCGGGGAUUUGUACCCCAGAAUCCUGUUCCCUCAUGCCUUCUCCCACCUCCUCCCCCCUCCCCACCCCAUGGAGACCCUGGAAGUGGAGUGUUCACGGACAGUGACCCUUGGCCACCAGACAACGCAGGGUGGUGCCUGGGAAGUAGCGAGGAAAUCACAGCCCCCCCCCCCCGCCCCACACCCCUCCCCAUCCCAGCGAAGCAUGUUCCUCCCCCAUGGCACAAGUCAGAUGGAGCACGUUCUCUCCAGUUGGCCUCGCCUUCCACAGAUGACAGACAAAGAUUCCCUGCCAGGGGGAUGGGAGGAAAUCCGUGCAUCCCUGUGCUGCCUGGGAACUUGUUUUCCCACGGGUCCGGGACACGUUUCUCUGAGUGGAAGUAUGUUCUUGCAUGUGGAUGUGUGUUUUCCCAUGCAGACGGUCCCUUUCUCUGCAGCACCUCCCUGCAUCCACCAGGCCUCAGGCCCGGCACUUAAUUCCUCCUCACACAGCAGGUGGGAACAGACUUCAAACUAACGGAGCUGAGAGCUGACUGGGAUGUACAAACCCUGAGGGGAGAGCUCUGCCCCCCGCCCCAGAUGCUGAGUUGGGGGGUGGGGACAUGGCACCUGUCACCCACAGAGGCCAUGCAUGUUUGACCAAAGCCCUCAUCAGGGUCUGAGGACAGCCUUUCCCUCAGUCUUCAGACCAUUUGCUCAUCCGUGCCAAACUGGGUAGGUGAGUUUGAGGGGGGAAGACCCCCAAAGUGUGCCAAGGAUUCCCCAGUCCUGGGUCAGGGCAGGUCAAUGUGGGGGCACGUGGAUACAGAGGAGGGAAAGUGACAGCUGAAGGGGUCCCGACUGUGUCUCUCUCCUCACCAUGUCUCAUCCCUCCCUCUGUGCCUCAGUUCUCCAUUCCUCCAUCUCUGUCUCCCUCUUUGAAGCCGUCCCCAUCUGUCAGACCAGUUUCUCCCUCAGCUGCCCACUCUCUUCUUUGACCUGCCCCCUCUUCCCUUGGCCACCAGGGCUGAAGGAAAGGAGUGGAGGAGAGGAGAGCAGGGGAGAAAGGCUUCACGGGACAGGCUGGGGACAGAAUGAGGUCAGCUGUGCUGAGGAGCAGAUGGAGGGGGCAGUGGGAGACGGGGCUUGGGCAGACACCAGCAGGAAGAAUUUGAAAGGACAUGUGUGAGGUGACUGCCCGGAGGGCACCUGAGGAGAAAGGGUUUGAGCCUCUGGGGAAAAGAACGAUGUCAGGAAGGGUUUUAAGGGACACCAGUGGAGAAGGAGCGAAUCCUCAUCUGCUGGCAUUUUGUGGGUUUCUUAGUGCCAAACUUGAGUAGGGGGUGGGGUGCUGUCUUCCACUGACACCUAAAUCCAGUAUCCCUGGUCUUGGCUCCCCAGAACUUUGCCUCCUGGCUGUCCCUUCUCCUCCCGCCUCCACCCGUGGAAACUUAGUUCUUUUCCCACCUCUCCCUGCCUGGUCCAGCUCCUCUCCAAACAGCCAUGCCCUCUAAAUGCUAGGGACCUGGGCCCUGAACCCUGUAGACAGAUGCCCCCCAAAUUGGGGCAUGGGAGGGGGGCUGGGGGACCCCAUGAUUCAGCCACGGACUCCAGUGCCCAGCCCCUCUCCCCAGAACAAUUCCCUGACAAUCCCAUGUCCCCACCCCAACCCUUCACGGCUCUGUACACAUUUUUAAACCUGGCAAAAGAUGAAGAGAAUAUUGUAAAUAUAAAAGUUUAACUGUU